Molecule: messenger RNA, 1716 nt
Organism: Thecamonas trahens ATCC 50062
Lineage: Eukaryota; Apusomonadida; Apusomonadidae
Exons: 2
Coding region: 1-1716 (571 amino acids)
Source: RefSeq, a predicted model, not a curated record
AUGGCCAAGGGCAAGAAGAGCAAGGACUACUCGUACGGUUCGUACGACGACUACAACUACGAUGCCGACGGAACCUGGUUCCGCACCUGGGGCAACGACUGCUGUGUCGGCUGGCAGCGGAUCUUCCUCUUUGUCACCGGCGUCCUCUUUUUCAUCGUCGCCGUUUACCAGGCUUCCCAUGCCGGUGACUACAUCAACCGCAACAUGAAGAGCACCGACUCCACCAAGGCGAACGCCAUCUCCUCGGAGGUCAUCUCGUUUGCUGAGGGUGGCUCCCUUGUUUCCGCUGCCGCCGCUAUCGCGAUUGUUUGGCAUGUGCUCAAGUGGAACGUUGCCUCGCGCCACAUGACCAACGUUCUUGUCUGCCUCUCGCUCGGGAUCCAGAUUGCCUGCGUCGGUUUCUUCUCGCGCCAGAUGAAGGACAACAAGCCGUCGUCUGGCGAUGGCGACCUCGAUGCUGCUAUCACGGGCGCCGGUGCCGCGUCUGUGGUCAACGCCGGUCUCUCGAUCUUUGCGCUGGUCUUCCUCCAGCUCUUCGCGGCCGACUUUAUGUCCGCCCAGGGCCAGACCAACUGCUGCGACAACAUGGGCUGCGCCACCUCGAACGACUGCGCCUGCGACUGCGGCUGCUUCGGCUGCACCGGUGGCCGGCUUAUUGUCUUUGUGACCGGCAUUCUGGCCAUUGUUGUGGCCGUCGCCCGUGUCGGCAACUACGCGUCGAUUGUGUCGGACCUCUUUGACAGCAAGACCGUCGUUGGCAACCACACGGCCGAUGAGCUGUACGGCAACUACGCGAUUGCGCUCAUCCUCAACCUUGCUGUCCCCGGCAUUGUUCUCCUCCACGCCUUUGUGUGGAACGUCAACUCGCAGACGGCGGUGCUUGUUAUCGGCUUUGCCGGCAUCAUCAACGACGCCUGGUCGUUUGUCUACUCGUCGGUCUUCCUCAAGGAGGAGAAGCCGGCCAGUGGCGCUGACAACGACGAUCGCCUUGUCUCCCUGGCCUCGCUCGCCAUCGUCUCGCUCGCUUUCUCGAUUGCCAACUGGGUUCUGGUCUGGUUCUUCUCGGACAACUUCUUCAAGCAUGACGUCGAGGAGGACGAGUCCGAGGAGGAGGAGGAGUGCUGCGACACCAUGUGCUACUGGAUCGGCCGCUCGACUGCGCGCCUCAUCCUCUUUGUGCUCCUUGCUGUCGGCCUUGUCAUCUACAUUGUCCGCUUCGGCAUUGCCGGCGACCUCCAGUCGCGCAUCCACGACAGCGAGCUCGACUCGUCCAAGGCCGCGCCCAAGGGCAAUGCCGCGUCGCGCUUCCUCACCUCCACCUCGCUCUACGGUGCCCCGAUGGGUGCUGCGGUCACCUUCUUCAUUGGCCUCGGCCACAUGUGGUUCUGGAACCGCACCACGGCCAUCGCUACCUCGGCCGCGUUCAUGAUCCUCUUUGUCUCGGACAUUGCCUCGGCUGGCUACGGCUUCAAGCAGACGCAGCUGUACAACAAGAACAAGGACACCAGCCCCAAGCCCGACGACAAGUACGUCUCGCUCGAGUCGUUUGCUUUCAUCUCGUCCGUCAUUGCCCUCAUCGUCUUUGUCGUUGCCAUCUUCUUCUCGUGCGGCUUCAACAAGGCCGACCGCGGCGAGCUCCGCGCCGGCCACGUCGACGACUCGGAGGCCUCGGGCGACGAGUACACCUACGCUACCGCCGACGACUACUCGUACUAA